UGGGUAAAAAUGGCUGAAGUGGAUUUCGGGGAUAGUGAGCUCUUUGAGCAGCUCGAUGACUCCGCACCGCCCGGCCCGAAGCAUAUUCGCUUCACAAGCGAUGAGGAAGACCAGGAGGAGACGAGCCAGCUCCAGGGCAGACUGGAGGAGUGUGAUGACUCCAUUCAGAGGCUCACUGAAGAGAAUAAAGAUUUGAGAAGAAAACUGAACAUUCUGACACGACCAAGCAUCGCAAUGGAAGAUGUCAACAUGGACGGGCCAGCUCUUCAAAUCUUUUAUAUCAACAACAUUAUUUCAAAGUUGUGUCGUCAAGAAAUUGAAGAUUGCGUCUGCAGUGUGAUUUUGAAGCACCAGAAACCUAGCAAUGAAAAGAGAAACUCCACCUUUCAAAUGAAACCUCAGAAUUCAGCUUUUGAUAUGGAUGAAGAUCUGCAGAAGUCCUCUUCCAGUAAUGUCAGAACAACAACUGAAGCAUUUAAAGUGGUUGGAAGUGUCCUAUACUUCACUACAUUCAGUGUUGAUAAACUUGGACAGCCUCUGGUGAAUGAAAACCCCCAGCUGACAGAUGGUUGGGACAUUCCAACCUAUCACCAGGUUUUCAACCAAGUCAUUGGCACAGAUGGACAGGAAAUAGAGAUGAAAGACAAAAGACCCAGAUCAAUGUGUUUCAACUGUGGUUUGAGUGGUCAUCAGCUGAGAGACUGUCCCAAGCCCAAAGACAUGACUGUAAUAAAUGAGCGAAGAAAGGAGUUUAAUCAGGGCAGCAACCAGACCAUGCAGAGUAACCAGCGGUACCAUGCUGAUGAAGUGGAGGAGCGGUUUGCUAAAUACAAGCCGGGAGUCAUGAGUGAGGAGCUGUUGACAGCCCUGGGACUUGAUGGCAACACCCUCCCUCCUCUGAUUUAUCGCAUGAGGCAGCUAGGCUACCCUCCAGGUUGGCUUAAAGAGGCAGAGAUGGAAAACUCUGGCUUAACCAUGUAUGAUGGACAUGUUCCAAUUGAUGCUAGUUUAACAGACAAUACCAAUUCACAAAACAUCUCCUAUGACGUUUCCAAGCUGGUUGAAUUCCCAGGCUUCAAUGUACCUGCAUCACAACAAAUGAAAGAUGACUUCAUGCAGUACGGGUCAAUUCCAAUGCAGACCAACCACUUCAAGCAAAACUAUGCCGCCUACCUGUCCAAAAACUUCCCAAAGCCUGGUGCCUCCUGCAACAAGAGACGGCAUGAAUCUGAGUCAUCUCCACACCAAAGGAAGAAGACGAGGUCCAGUCCUGAUAGGAACUCCGAUAGGAGCUCGGACAUGGAUGUUGAAUCAGACCCAGGAACACCGUACUGUGAGGGCCGAGGUGAUUUCCAGUUCCAACCUCCACUACCCCCUGGCUCCCCUUGCUUCAGCUCACCGCCUCCUUUACCACGGGGCACUCCUCCUGCUACACCCACUCCCCCACCUCUCCCUAAAGGGACACCUCCUCCCACACCCACUAACGGCUCCCCAGCUCUGCGGGGGCCAAAAUAUAUAAUCGUUGAUGACACCGUGGACGAAACGGAGGAUGAAUUGACAUUGGAGGAGCUAGAGGAGCAGCAGAGGUUGAUUUGGGCGGCUCUAGAAAAUGCUGACACUUCCACUAAUAGCGACUGUGAGACACCUGCAGCGGGAACACCUGUACCCAGUUCACCAAGUGUGUCCACACCUGCUUCUGCCUGCACCCAAACGGAUGUAGUUGAAGAAGCGAUGGACACAACAAGGCCUGAAGAAACCUGCCACAGCAAUAAAAAUCAAAGGAAACCGAGGGUUGAAGAUGUCAGCCCUCAGAGUCCUGGUCCAGUCAAAGCCCAAGAUGUCAGCCCUCAGAGUCCUGGUCCAGUCAAAGCCCAAGAUGUCAGCCCUCAGAGUCCUGGUCUUGUCAAAGCCCAAGAUGUCAGCCCUCGGAGUUCUGGUCCUGUCAAAGCCCAAUAUGUCAGUCCUCUGAGUCCUGGUCCGGUCAAAUGCGAAGAAAACAACCCACAGAGCCCUGAUGAUUUCUCUAAUGACGAGAGGAUAACCGCUGUUCCUCAUCGGAGCCGGUUUGCAGCUGGCAUUGUUCCAUUUGAAGAUACACCAGAGUUCACUGAGGUUGCUGAAGCCACAGGAACAUAUCUUAGGAUCAGAGACGUGCUUAAAAGUUCCCCUCGCAGUUUGGCGAGGAAAAAAUAAAAUAUGUACCGUGUUUGUUUGGACACAUGGACAUUUUUUUUUAAACAAAAACCUAUUUUUUCAUUUUCAUGACCAUCCUAUCAAGCGUGAUUUUAGCUGUUUAUCAUUUUGUACCAAGUUGAAUGUCUAUGCUUUGUAUAUACACAUGUUAUCUGUGAACAUACCACCAGGGAUAGGCAUUUAGGGAUGCUGCAACAGCAAGUGUGUCGGUUUUGAUCAAUUGGUCUCUUUUUUGUUCUUCAAGCAGUUGUUACUCAUGCUGUUAAUUUUAUUGUAAAACUUGUAAUUUCGUGACCUGUAUAAAUGGCUUUCUAUUUUUGUCUCACUCAAAAUGCUCUCUGAGUAAAAAUGCUUUCCCUUG
Anarrhichthys ocellatus (wolf-eel) is the source of this 2554-nucleotide messenger RNA. It is a transcript of the gene zcchc8, whose product is annotated as zinc finger, CCHC domain containing 8. Gene Ontology annotation, molecular function: RNA binding; zinc ion binding. Gene Ontology annotation, biological process: RNA processing. Bases 10 to 2193 code for a protein of 727 amino acids. The record is from RefSeq and is a predicted model, not a curated record. The transcript is spliced from 14 exons. Gene Ontology annotation, cellular component: catalytic step 2 spliceosome. Lineage: Eukaryota; Metazoa; Chordata; Actinopteri; Perciformes; Anarhichadidae.